AUGGAUCGGUAUCGCUUGGAAGAACUAUGGUCGAAAAAAGAAGAAAGAAAACAGAAAAAAACUGAAAUAGAAACUAAGUCUGAGACAAGAAAGAAUCUGAAGAGUAAUAUUACUAAAAAAGCCACUAAGAAGCAAAGUGCAAAUGCAAGGGAGCAAAGCAAAGUGAACCCAAAAGGAAAGAAAAAAACAGCCCACAUAGUUAAUAAAAGAAUUCUUCAGGUGAAAAAUAACAAUAGCAGCAGUUCAGAUUCUGAUGUAGAGAUGACUGACUUGCGUAAGGAUGAUGACACAGAUAUUGAAGAAAAUUACGAUUUGGAAAACAAGUGUGUUCUAUGCGAUGAUUACGGGAGAAACAAUGAGCUCUGGUACAGAUGUGUUAUUUGUGGGUUGUGGGCACAUGCUGAAUGUACGGGUAGUGACACACCUGAAAAUUACAUGUGUGAUAUAUGUGUCAGAAAGCCUGACCGGGCUUAG
Pieris macdunnoughi is the source of this 474-nucleotide messenger RNA. The record is from the annotation of a GenBank genome assembly. Lineage: Eukaryota; Metazoa; Arthropoda; Insecta; Lepidoptera; Pieridae.